AUUCAAUAACGUUGCUUUGGCUGACAGUGUUGCUGGCCAGACUCUACCUUCCUUUCCUGCGCCGAACCAAUUAAGUGGUGCGUGCCAGGGCCAUACCGUGGCAAAUACUUUCGACAAGUAUUAUGUACUGAUUUAGCGUAAUAGAACACAAGACCGCAAAUACCCAAAUUGGUGCUCGACACAUUCUUUAUUACGCCGCACGCCCCGCUCGCCAACCAGUAAGCAUACCGAAAGCUACCCCUUACCCUCAGACCUCACUUCAUUCCUUAAUGGUUAAAGCCAAAGGACAUAGCUGACUGGGACCCAGCGCACGUUGUGCAUGUCAUCGGCUCAUCCCGCUGCAAAGCCCUCCUGACGACAGCAACACCGCAGCUCCCAAGGCAUACGGCAGCGCACCCUCUUAACAACUACACUCCUCAGCUGCAUUUCACAAGUCGAUUGCUGAGGGAAGGGUCCUGUGGUCCUGACACCCGCGACACACCAUUACAAUUGGCGCCAACGUGCGCUUGUACGGCACCGCCCGCACGACCGGUAACGUACGACCCGUACCAUUACCAGACCCCCUGCCACACACUGCCCUCGCGGUUUCAGCAAGGGCUACACUAUCCCGGGGCAGUGUCAUUGCUAGGCGCAGGAUGGCCUCAUCAACUGCAGCAGCAGCAGCGGAGGUAAUACCGGCACCACCGCCGCCGGAAGAUGGGGAAGAAGCGAUGGUGGUUGCUGCUACUGGGGUAGCAGGGCCUGCGGGGGCAUUAGCAGGGGCGGCGGACGGGGCAGCAUCGACAGGCACACCGGCAGCAGCAGCAGUGACAGCAACAAUGGAGGCACUGCAGGCGACGGCGACGGCGGGUGAGGCUGAGUCUGCUGGGGCUGCUGCAGUGGCUGCUGCGGCUGCCGGUACGGAGGGCUCCUCUCCCACCACUCCCCUCCCCUCCCUUCCCACCUCAGAGGAGGGUGUACUGCAGCUGCUGGAGCUGCCGGUGUGCGGCAACCUAGGGGGGCUGCAGGUGCUGCCCUCGGCGGGGGAGCUGCGGUCCCUGCUGUGUCACGCGGUGCAGCUGGCCUCCCACCUGGCCGCCAGCAGGCCGCAUGUGGCCAACCUGGACAAGCUGACUCGCAGGAUUCGCAGCGAUUUGGAAUUCGUACAGCGCUGCUGUCCCCCCGGGGCGGAGGCGGCAGCGACGGAGGCGGAGGCGGCAGGAGUGGCGUCACAAGGAGCAGCAACAACAGCAGCACCAACAACGCCACUACCACCAGCACCAGCAGCAGCAGGGGGAGCGGAGCUUGCCUCGAUAGAAGCCACGGAGGCCGAGGAGGCAACGGAUGCAAGGGAGGAGGUGGCGCUAGCGGGGGGUGGACCCCCGGGCGAUGCUGAUGCGGGAGGCAGCACAGGAGGCAGUGGUAAGGGCGGAGGAGGCGGCGGUAACGGCGACGGAAGAGGAGGCGGCGGUAACGGCGACGGAAGAGGAGGCGGCGGUAACGGCGGAGGAGGGCGCAGCACGUCCUCCGGGGCUCGGCUGCUUCCGCUGACGCCCACUCGCGUGCAGGGCAUUAUCAACAACCUGAGGGGCUUCCAGGGAGAGCUCCUGGCGGCCCAGUGCGCCCCCGGGGUGGUUGCCGUACUCCGCCGCUUCCAAGCUGCCGUACCGCUGCAACCGCAACUGCUGCAACCGCCAACGACACAACCGCAACCGCCAUCACAGCUGGGUACGGCAGAUGCGGCUGCAGUAGUGGUCGGGCAGAAGAGGCCGCUGGCUGCAGCUACAGGCGAGGAGGAUGCUGCCGCUGCUGCUGCAGUUGCAGUUGCUACUGCAGCCGCCGAAGAUGAGGACGAUGGAGGGGCCUCCGACGCAGCCCAGCAGCGCAAUCCAGCGGUCGUCACCAAGGGCGGCAAACAAAGCAGUAGCGGUGGCGGCGGCGGGAAAGGCCGCGGCAGCAAGGGCAGCAAGGGCGGUGGCGGUGGUGGCGGUGGUUGUCCGCUGGUGUCGUUGUCGGUUGAGGUGGACGUUGUAGCCCAGGGGGGGCACUGCUGGGUGGAGGUGAAGAACCAGGAGGUGUUUGGGACGGAGAGUGUGCACUGGACGGGCUCCUCCCGCGGCCACGUCAAGUGCAAGGGGCUGCGGCGGCAAGCUGCCGAGCUGCUGGCGGUUGCCGCGGCCCCGCAGCACUGGCGCCGCUGGAGGCCGCCGGCAGUGGUGCUGUUCUUCCCUGGGGGGGUGGCGGAGGGAGUGGCGCGGGAGCUGAGGGGCAUGGGGGCGCAUGUGGCGGUGGGGGCAGACUCCCUGCGCCACCUGCCGCCCCCGCCCCCGCCCCCCGCCGCCACCUGCCUUGACGUCACCACGCUGUGUGGGCUGGUGAGCGAGGUCACCAACGGGGGGGUGCACGACAGCGCCGUACAGCAGUGGGCGCAACGCACCGUACACUGGAGGG
This is a messenger RNA of Astrephomene gubernaculifera, 2430 nucleotides long. NCBI's taxonomy places the organism in Eukaryota, Viridiplantae, Chlorophyta, Chlorophyceae, Chlamydomonadales, Astrephomenaceae. The record is from the annotation of a GenBank genome assembly.